AUGCCCGCAUCACACUUAGAAAUGAGUAGUUCAAUACCACAGGUCAAUGCUACAGAGGUCAAUGCUACAGAAGCUAAUGCUACAGAAGCUAAUGAUACAGAAGCUAAUGCUACAGAAGCUAAUGAUACAGAAGCUAAUGCUACAGAGGUCAAUGCUACAGAGACUAAUGCUACAGAGGUCAAUGAUACAGAGGUCAAUGCUACAGUGGCCAAUGCUAUACAGGUCAUUUAUGGUAUCAUUAGAAAAAUUUCGGUGAUAUGUUUGCAAAGUUUGAGACAAAGUAAUACAGGUAUAAUGUUAUUUUUCGAGGUAUUGUUAGUCGCUAAAGCUCAAUUGAUUAAUGCAAAUAGUGAUAAUUAA
Candida tropicalis MYA-3404 is the source of this 360-nucleotide messenger RNA. RefSeq lists its product as uncharacterized. The record is from RefSeq and is a predicted model, not a curated record. NCBI's taxonomy places the organism in Eukaryota, Fungi, Ascomycota, Pichiomycetes, Serinales, Debaryomycetaceae. The transcript has a single exon. Bases 1 to 360 code for a protein of 119 amino acids.